Molecule: messenger RNA, 2508 nt
Organism: Rhinichthys klamathensis goyatoka
Lineage: Eukaryota; Metazoa; Chordata; Actinopteri; Cypriniformes; Leuciscidae
Product: extracellular calcium-sensing receptor-like
Exons: 6
Coding region: 10-2508 (832 amino acids)
Biological process (GO): G protein-coupled receptor signaling pathway
Cellular component (GO): membrane
Molecular function (GO): G protein-coupled receptor activity
Source: RefSeq, a predicted model, not a curated record
GUCUUUGGGAUGCUUAUCUUUCCUUACACACUCCUGCUUUUCUAUCAACUAAAUACACAGGCGGAAAACACUAUUUGCCGAACAAUGGGAGACACUAUGUAUCCAUUGCUUUCCAAGGAUGGAGAAAUAGUUAUUGGAGCUCUUUUUGUAAUCCACACUGAAGUAUCAUUGCCAUUAUUUGGGUUUACACAAAAACCCCAGCUACUGUCAUGCUCCAGUGUGAAUAUAAAAGAUUUUCGGCUAGCUCAAACCAUGAUCUUUGCCAUUGAAGAGAUUAACAAAAAUAAAAGUUUGCUCCCAAAUGUUUCUGUUGGCUAUCGAAUUUAUGAUACCUGUGGUUCAAGACUGUUUUCAAUGAGUGCUACUAUGGCAUUGAUGAAUGGUCCAGAGUUUGCAACAGGAGACAGAUGCAGUGGACAGUCUCUUAUACAUGCUAUCAUAGGAGAAACAGAGUCUUCUAACACAGUGAUUCUGUCCAGAACUACAGGACCUUUUAAAAUUCCAGUGAUAAGUCCCACAGCCACAUGUGAGUGUCUGAGUAACAGGAAAGAUUAUCCGUCUUUCUUCAGGACUAUUGCUAGUGAUUACCACCAGAGUAAAGCAAUUGCAAACAUAGUCAAAUACUUUGGCUGGUCUUGGGUGGGAGCUGUGAACAGUGACAAUGACUAUGGAAACUAUGGAAUGGCCAUAUUUCUAAAAACAGCCCAAGAAGAGGGGAUUUGUGUGGAGUACUCUGUGAAAUUCCUGAGAACAGAGCCUGAAAAAAUCAGAAACGUGGUAGACAUGAUACAACAAGGGACCUCUAAAGUAAUUGUUGCAUUUCUUACUGGAUUUGAGAUGAAAAGUCUACUUGAGCAGCUAACUAUUCAGAACAUUACAGGCCUCCAAAUGAUAGGUGUGGAGGCAUGGAUAACUGCAAAAAGUUUGAUGACUCCAAACAGUUUUCAUGUGCUGGGAGGGUCACUGGGGUUUGCAGUGAAAAAAAUCCAAAUUGAAGGGUUUGCAGAGUAUGCUAGGAAAGCAUUCUGGGACACAGCUUUUCCAUGCUCUUUUAAUGCUGAAAUAAAUUGCAGUCGAUAUCAGGAUCUAUUUGUGGUGAAAAAGUACAACGAAGAUGUGCUCGAACAAAGAUUUCUAAGCUAUGUCUACAAAGCAGUGUAUGCAGUGGCUCAUUCACUACACAGUCUACUCAAGUGCAAAGAACAAGAAGGUUGUGAAAAAGGCCUGACAAUACAACCACAGCAGGUGGUUGAGGCUCUGAAAAAGGUUAAUUUCACUGUAAAGACAGGAGACCAUGUGUGGUUUGAUAGCACUGGUGGCGCAAUAGCCCAGUAUGAAAUUGUGAACUGGCAGCAGGAAACAGAUGGAUCACUCCAGUUCAAAUCAGUGGGAUACUAUGAUGCCUCUCUACCUCCUGACCAGCGCUUUGUGAUUAACACUAAAAACAUAAUCUGGGCCAGAGAAAAACUGGAGAAGCCAAGGUCUGUGUGCAGUGAGAGCUGUUCUCCAGGCACUAGGAAGGCUGCACAGAAAGGAAGACCUGUCUGCUGCUAUGACUGUAUUUCAUGUGCAGAAGGAGAAAUCAGUAAUGAGACAGAUUCAAAUAACUGCCAGCAGUGUCCAGGGGAAUACUGGUCUAAUGCUGAGAAAAAUAAAUGUGUGUUAAAGCCUGUUGAGUUUCUGUCAUUCACAGAAGUUAUGGGUAUAGUGCUAUUUUUUUUCUCACUGUUUGGAGUUGGAUUGACUGCACUGGUGGCCAUCCUGUUUUACAGCAAGAAGGACACCCCCAUAGUAAAAGCCAACAACUCAGAGCUGAGCUUCAUGCUGCUCUUCUCAUUGACUUUGUGUUUUCUCUGUUCACUUACUUUCAUUGGUCGGCCCACUGAGUGGUCUUGUAUGUUGCGUCACACAGCGUUUGGGAUCACCUUUGUCCUCUGUAUCUCCUGUGUUCUGGGGAAAACAAUAGUGGUGUUAAUGGCCUUCAAGGCUACACUUCCAGGAAGUAAUGUCAUGAAAUGGUUUGGGCCUUCACAACAGCGACUCAGUGUUCUUGCCUUUACAUUUAUACAGGUUCUUAUCUGUGUGCUUUGGCUAUCAAUUUCUCCUCCAUUUCCCAACAAAAAUAUGAAAUAUUAUAAGGAAAAGAUCAUUCUUGAGUGCAGUCUGGGAUCUACUAUAGGUUUCUGGGCUGUUCUGGGUUAUAUUGGCCUACUGGCUGUAUUGUGCUUCAUUCUGGCUUUUCUGGCUCGCAUGCUGCCUGAUAACUUCAAUGAUGCAAAAUUAAUUACAUUCAGUAUGCUCAUAUUCUGUGCUGUGUGGAUCACAUUUAUUCCAGUUUAUGUCAGUUCUCCUGGAAAAUUUACUGUAGCUGUGGAGAUAUUUGCAAUUUUAGCCUCAAGCUUUGGUUUACUGUUCUGCAUAUUUGCACCGAAAUGUUAUAUCAUCCUGCUUAAGCCAGACCAAAAUACAAAACAACAUAUGAUGGUAAAAUCAACAUCUAAAUUUUAA